GUGGGUCAGACGGUAUUAAUUGUUUUAUUUAUUUACUUCUCAAUUUUUAUCAGAUUAUCAGCUUUUAUUCAUCAGUUUUGCUCACAUUACAGAUAAGACGUAGGUGUCUUCCACCCAUUCUUCGAAUUUAAAGUCGUGAAUUCGUGAUAAAGUGAGCAGAUCCUCCCACGAACGACGCUGAAAGAUUGCAGUUUUUAAGUUUUGCUGAUUCAUUUGAUUAUUUUGUGCUUGCUCCCGCUGAGCAGGCGCGAUGGGCGAGCCCGCUGGGGAGACGACACAGGCGGCGGAGGUGGUGCACGGCGUGCGCGUGGCGGGCGUGCGCGACGUGCGCUGCGCCGAGCACGACGCGCUCGUGGUGCUGCUGGCGCCGGGCGCGCCGCUGCCGCAGGCGCUCGAGGACUUCAUCCGCGCCGCGCAGGACCUCGACGCCGCGCUCGAGAAGAACAGCGCCGUUCUAAGCUGCCCUCGCGUGUCGGGAGGCCGCCUCGUACUGUCUCCCACGGGGCCACUCACAGAAUAUGACGACGUGAGGAGCAUGUACGAGGCGGCGCGCGACGGCGUGAGGCGCGCGGCGGCGGCGGGCGCGCGGCGGCCGGCGCUGGCGCUGCUGCCGCACCCGCGCUGGCCGCGCGCGCAGCUCGUGGCGCUGCUGGGCGCGCUCGAGGCGCUGUACGUGCCGCUGCAGAUCCGCGAGUCGUUCCCGGAGCAGGCGCACGCGCUGGCGGCGCUGGGCGUGUACGCGGAGGGCGGCGCGGCGCCGCUGGCCGCGCUGCUGCGCGAGGCCGCCGCGCUCGAGGUCGCCAGGGGGCUGGCGCGGGACAUGGGCGGCGCGGACCCGGAGCGCAUGUCGCCGCGCGCGUGUGCGUCGCUGCUGCGCGGCGCGUUCGCGGGCGGGCCGGUGCGCGUGCGCGUGCUGGACGACCCGCGCGCGCUCGCGGCGCAAUACCCGCUGCUGGCCGCCGUGAGCCGCGCCGCCGACUCCGUCGACCGGCACAAGGGUCGCUGUCGUCCGCUGGUUUUGUUUUGCUUUUUAGCUUUGUUCGAUCGUUAACUUUUCGACUCGGUUGUCGAUUUCGAAUAGAUUUCGAUCGGUGUUUUGUAAACGACCGAUGAACGACGACGCCGUAAAACUUUUGAAUCGAAUCGAAGAUUCUGUCUGACGCUAUCGUCUCAGAACAGAGGUGCGAUUGUGUAAAGCGAUCGUAUUCAUUCGACAGUUCAAAACGUACGCUAUAUUCUGUCAAACGCUUUGCUUAAUAGAUUUUAUCGUACGUUUCGAACUGUCAAAUGAAUACGAUCGCUUUACACAAUAUUGCGCCAGAGGUACGAUUCGAAUUCAAAUCGAACCCGGGACCUCUGCGUCUAAAGCAGGUGGUCUCACCACUAGACCACAGAGGCGGUUAAAACGAUAGUUUAUUGAGAUAGAUAGGAUUGCUGUCACGAUACUUAUUUUUAUUAAUUUGCGUACUUAAAAUAUGAAAAGAACCAGUCACUAGCUUUAUUUGUGGAAAGAUAACAAAAUUAUUAUUUACUAGUGGCCGCCCGCGACUUCGUACGCGUGGAUCCCGUUUUACCCCCUUCAUCUA
This is a messenger RNA of Ostrinia furnacalis (Asian corn borer), 1586 nucleotides long. RefSeq names its product putative aminopeptidase W07G4.4. The transcript has 7 exons. Bases 251 to 1051 code for a protein of 266 amino acids. NCBI's taxonomy places the organism in Eukaryota, Metazoa, Arthropoda, Insecta, Lepidoptera, Crambidae. The record is from RefSeq and is a predicted model, not a curated record.